Messenger RNA from Cantharellus anzutake, 823 nucleotides. RefSeq lists its product as uncharacterized. Lineage: Eukaryota; Fungi; Basidiomycota; Agaricomycetes; Cantharellales; Hydnaceae. The record is from RefSeq and is a predicted model, not a curated record. The coding region runs from base 1 to 612 and encodes 203 amino acids. The transcript is spliced from 3 exons.
AUGGCCCUACCCUACGAUAGUGCGGCCUUAACCUUCCUUUUCAUGAAAUGUCAUGGAUCUGAAGCGAUCACCACGUUAGCCCCUCCUCUACUUAGAAGAAGGCGGAUCGACGAGAGGAGAAAGGACCUCACCCUGCCUCCUGGCCACCGACGUACGGGCCAUUUGGGCGCCAGAGUUAACAGACAAAUCACGAAGCCUUUUCCACGUCGGGAUGUACAAUCCAGCCAAAAGACCUCAGUGAUUGGAGAGAUCAGACAGUCCAGAGAGAAUGCAUUAGGUUGUCGGCACAAGAGCGGAGACAGGCAGAACAGCCAACAAAAUGCAAAUGCGAGAAAAUUGAGCGGUUGCGCCACAGACGAUGCAUGGGUGGCUUUGAAUGACGUUCCAACGGCAAAAGAUGAACCCAGCGAGGCAAUUGUUGUUGGGAGGUGGAUACAUUCUGGGGGACGGGGAAGCAGCAGCCCGACGCCCAGGAAUGGGCAGUGGCUUGUGCAACUCUGGGAGCAGUGCAGAAACAAAUGGGAGACACUAAAAAACGCGAUGAAGCCCUACACGGAACUUGGGAACGAAAGCUUGGGGAAUAUAGAUGUCCAGCUUACAGCAAAUCGCUAAGUCGUGCAUAAAUUUUCCAUAAUGAGCAUCCUAGAUGGUUGACGAUGACGCAAGCCUCGCGGACCUCUUCAAAGAAUGAACCGUUAGGUUCAUAUCAAAAUGUCGGCGAUCCCUUGCGCGUGUCUCGGUUGCAACUGGUGGAAAUACGUAAUUCUGGUCGCGAUUAUUUCCAACACGGCACUGACGCGAUCAAGACGCGAUUAAGUACCGC